AUGCAACCCGCCACCUCGGGAGCGAGCAUCCCGCCUCCAGGGACUCGGAGGGCUAGGGUAGCACUGGCAUGUCAGCGCUGUAAGGGAAGGAAGCAGAAAGUGAGCGUGACUUGCGUCUACGAGCAAGCUAUUCGACCGCGCUACCCAGGGGGGAAAAUGCUCUAUAUCAAUGCCCUCGAGGAGCGGAUUGCUUUCCUUGAGGCUCGACUGCCUGAGUAUGGAGAAGACCACUUGAGUAGCAGCCUCCCGUCCAAGGAGACGCACUUCGACGCGGAUCGUCGUCUCUCCCAUACCGGGGAUGAUUCGCUUUCAGAAGAAGACGCAUCCCUGGUAGAUGGUGUUGCUUAUCUUUCCUUAUGUGCUUCAGGCACUGCUGAUGACUCUGCCAAUGAUCCGUUCUACUUCGGUUCCAGUUCCGGAGCAUCCAUCGCACGCAUGAUACAGUCUUCGAUAUUCCGUACGAAGAGACAUGCCGAUGGAGCCACCCCAAAACAAGGCAAAGUAGCUCGAAACACUUCUAUCUCUUCUAUAAGCUCAGCCUUUCCAAUUGAUUCUGCUCUUGAGUUCCCCCCUCCAGAUGAAGCGGAGCCUCUCUUUCGUGUCUUCUUCGACCGCUUGCACAGUCGAUGGCCAACCCUAGAUAGAGCGCUGUACACUUCUUUCUUCAAGAGACAGUAUGAGAAAGGAGCAAUACCUAUAGUGGAGCGGAGUAUUAUGCACCUUAUUUACGCAAUAUCCGCUAGGUAUAUGCAGCUAACCAAGAUGGCCUGUGAAAUAGACCCCGAGGUUCACUUCGGCGCAGCGGUAGAGCCGAUGGAAUAUAUACUAGACCAACACAACGUGUCGACCGUCCAAUUCCUUACCCUACUUGCCGUGUUCGGGCAAAGAAGCCCGUAUGGCGCUGGCGUCUGGUCCCAAGUUCGAUAUGCCAUAACUCUAUGCAUUGAGUUAGGCCUACACAGAAAGCCAAGUGCAAGCACACCGGUCAAAAACUCACGCGACCUAGAGAUACGCAAACGCACCUUCUGGUCCUGCUACGGUCUCGAUCGACUCACCAGCUUACUUUUGGGAAGAACCUUUGCAAUAGCAGAUAGGGAUAUCAAUGCUGAUCUACCAAGCGUUGCACAAGAAUUUUGGGAUCUCUCAGCUGCGCAAAGCCCCCCGGAAGGCCCGACGUCCUGGAGCAACAUAAUGCCCUUCAAUCACAUCAUUAGACUUCGUCAAAUUCAGUCCAAGAUUCAUCGAAUAGUCUUUCGAGUAGACGUGACUCCAGCUCCAAAUGAUCGAGCUCGUCUAGACGCCAAGAUGGCAAAUAUACACGCAGAGCUGGAUGAGUGGGUGAAGGCAAUACCGUUUCCUCCUAAAGACGCCCAGGAACCGGCAUGGAUGUACAUGCCAGACAAAAGUUACCACGAUUCUAGUGAAUACUUCACAUUGCAGUAUCACAAGACCGUGCUCUCCUUAUAUACCUCUUUGCUCCCAGUAAUACCUUCUACGGAUCCACGCUUCAUCUCUUGUGGUAACUCCUCGGCCCAAAUCUGCCUUGCGUACAGGCGACUUCAUCAGCAAAGAAUCUUGUCUUUCACAGUCAUCGCUCUUCACUCCUGCUUCAUAGCAGGACUAACAUUGAUCUACUGUCUAUGGAGAGAUCGGUCGCUUUUUUCCUAUGAUGUUCUUGAUGCUACCCGAGCAUGCAGCCAAACAUUGACGCUAUUCGGAGAGAAAUGGACCGGAUCAACCAAAUACGGAGACAUCUUCGAAGCGUUGUCCGGCAGUGUCCUGCGCGUUGUUAUGAAUCCGGGUCAGCACAACUCGGAUGUCCGGCAACCAAAGGUCAUACUGGAAUCGAUUGAAGAGGCUCCUCAAGGGCAUUCUAGCGCUACAAAUGCUCCCGUGGCUCCCAAUCCUAUACUGGGUGCAGUCAAAGAGGUGUUUAUGGAAGUCGAUGAAGAGGUACCAGGCGGUUGGCAAGGCUGGAAGAUGUUCAACGAAAUGAUUCAGUCACAUGCCCCAACUACAGCAAUUCCGCAAGAAACCCCAUCUGCCAACGGCGAUGUAUUUUCGGCGCUAGGCGAAACGAUCACUGAGGAGAAUGCCGAUUGGGACGGUUCAAACGGCCUCUAUGACGCCGAUAGCAUGACAGGAUUCAUGCAAAUGGACUCUUCCGCGUUCCCUAAUGGCAAUGGAUGGGAUCAUGGCUUUCUUGGAGUUUACGAGUGA
Molecule: messenger RNA, 2220 nt
Organism: Mytilinidion resinicola
Lineage: Eukaryota; Fungi; Ascomycota; Dothideomycetes; Mytilinidiales; Mytilinidiaceae
Exons: 6
Coding region: 1-2220 (739 amino acids)
Biological process (GO): positive regulation of transcription by RNA polymerase II; DNA-templated transcription
Molecular function (GO): DNA-binding transcription factor activity, RNA polymerase II-specific; sequence-specific DNA binding; zinc ion binding
Source: RefSeq, a predicted model, not a curated record